Molecule: messenger RNA, 2591 nt
Organism: Moneuplotes crassus
Lineage: Eukaryota; Ciliophora; Spirotrichea; Euplotida; Euplotidae
Source: the annotation of a GenBank genome assembly
UACACAAAAUGUCCUUGAAGAUGUACUCAAGCUUUAGCAACAAAGGUCCGAAAUUCUCUCCCAAGAAAAGCCCAUCCCAAGACCGACUCAACGUAGAUAUCUCAAUAGUACACAAGCCUAAGCCUAACAAAAAGGACCUUGCUAAGUCCAGCUCAAGAAGCAUGAUUCGAAAGGAUAAAAGUGUUGACAGCUGCAGGAAAUAAGAAGAGGGUCAACACUUGCCUGAAACAGAUGAGUCCAAAAUUAAAGAAAAUAUCCCAAUUUUUAACUCCAUAUCAAGAGCAUAAAGAAGACCUUGAAGAAUACAACUCUUUCUCAGGGACAAAAAGACCUCCUGUCUUCCUCCCAAAGCCCUCUGCCCAGCCCCAUAAAGAAAGCGAAGCCCUUAAAAAGCAGAAGGAGAACUUCCUUGAGCUUCUAACGUACCUUAAGAAUGCUAAAAAUCGAAGGAAGAAUAGUACCAAAAUUGGCAAGAACUCUACCAGCUUUAACCGCCGUAGAGCCUCGAAGCAACAAGUCAGUAAUAUCUCUAUUGUGCCAGAGGGGGAUAGAGAGAUUAAGACUGAUGAUAAGGAAUCCCACAGAAGUCUGGCUGUGAACAAGUCCUUACAUCUUAAGUUAGGACGAAAGAAUGCAGUCACUCGUAUCAGGAAACGUAGCAGUAAAGGAUUCCGAAGUAUUAGAGAUAUUAUAAAAUAUCCUUACCAAGAUGAUUACGUUGAAAUGCCACCUUCGACUUUGUUAAAAAGUGGAUUGAGGAGUUAUUCUUCAGUCUCUAGGAACAAGAUUUCGCGGACUAAAGAUGAUAAAACUUUGUAUGAUUCAAACAACUUAACUAGCAUCAAUAGCGUCAGAAGCCACAUAACUAAUCCUUAUGAAGAAAUUCAGAUGAAACGGUCAUUUUCCAAAAAUCGUAUGAAAAAGCUUCCAAAGCUUGAAAAAUCAUCAGAAGAUAUCCUUGAGGACAGAAUAAAUAGCCUAACUAGAUGAUUCUCUAAAGAAUCUAGCAAAAAUGAACCUAAAAUUUUCCUAAAAAGAGGAAAAUCUAUGGACCAGAAUGUUAUAAUGAUGAGGAAGUUUGCACAGAGAUAUGAAGAGCUCUUAGCUCUCAAGCCUGCUACAAAGAAGAUUAAGCUCUCCCCUAAUCAAAAACAGUUUAUUAGAGAUUGUAAAAAGUGGCUUAAAAGAGCUCUCCAAGACCCAAAUCUUCUUCAAAAAGAAGACUUUGUUGAUGAGUUCAAGUGGACUCAGACUGAUGAUAUUUUCAAAGGGCAGCACAAUGGCCUCAACGCUCAAGGUCAUGGAGUCUGAUUCACUCGGACGAAUAAUCUCAUUGAAGGAAUCUUCAAAGAAAAUACUCUCACAAAAGGAAUAGCCAAGAUUCUGUAUUCUAACGGGGAAUAUUUUUCUGGAGAAGUCACCCAAGGAGGACUCAAGAACGGCAAAGGCACUUACUAUUACUCGAAUGGGGAUAGAUAUGAUGGCCAAUUCCUAAACGAUAAAAGAAUUGGAAACUCAAGGCUCAUCUUUGAUGAUAAAUCAGAGUACAUCGGCCAGUUCAUCGACGAUGAAGCUGAUGGACAUGGGAUUUACACAGACCCACAAGGCAACAGAUAUAUGAGUAUCUCAGAAACAAUGGACAGAACCUCUGACCAUCAUCAGGAUGGAGGCAGUGGCCAUUUCUUGAGAGGCAGGCUCUAUGGUAAAGGGGAAAUUCACUUCAAAAAUGGUGAUCACUAUUCUGGCCAAUUCAAAGCAUCUAAAAGGCAUGGAGAAGGCACAAUGACAUACAAUGCUCCUAUUUCAGAAGUCGACUUCUCAAAUCUUGGAACUUAUUAUGGGAAUUGGGUCAAUGACCAAAGGCACGGUAAAGGAGAAAUGGAAUUUACAGACGGAACAUCUUUCACUGGAAAAUGGAACAACGAUGAAAUGAGAUAUGGGGAGUACAAAAGACCUGGGUCAAUCAUUUAUAAAGGCCAUCUGUCAAAUAAGAAGUACCAUGGCAGUGGUAAGAUCACCCUCAACUCAGGUACCACGAUCCUCGGAGAAUUCUGAAAAGGAGAAUUUCCAAAAUCAGGAACAAUUCUAUUCCAAAAUGGCUUGAAAUUUGAAGGACUAAUAGAAGAUACUCAAAUAGGCGAUAAGGGAAAGCUAACUUACAAGAAUGGAGAUAUUUAUGAAGGCUUCUUCAAGAACAAGAUGAGAAAUGGCUUUGGGACUUUUCUCGAAGCAAAUGGCAAUAAGUACGAAGGGAGAUGGGAGAAAGAUCAGCAACAAGGAGAAGGCAAACAGUUCUUAAAAUCUAAAUAAGGAGUUCUAUGAAGGGGGAUUUAACUCUGGUAAAAGACAUGGCUUCGGGCGGUAUAUUAAUCAUAAAGGUCAGCUGUACAUUGGAGAAUGGAAUAAUGGAAAGAAGAUAAACUCUAAGAAAUAUCAGGAUAAUGCUAAAGAUCUUGAGUGUGUAAACUGAAUAGUUUCUUCUGAAGAGUAUCACGAGGUGAUCAAUAGUUUCCUCUCUCCAAAAUCUUCAACAGGAAUGGAGGUCAAAGUUUUUCAAUAAUUUUUACAAUCUAAAACAAUUUCAAUAUAAA